This is a messenger RNA of Engraulis encrasicolus (European anchovy), 2976 nucleotides long. RefSeq names its product serpin peptidase inhibitor, clade I (neuroserpin), member 1 (gene serpini1). Gene Ontology annotation, molecular function: serine-type endopeptidase inhibitor activity. Bases 119 to 1396 code for a protein of 425 amino acids. Lineage: Eukaryota; Metazoa; Chordata; Actinopteri; Clupeiformes; Engraulidae. The transcript has 9 exons. Gene Ontology annotation, biological process: negative regulation of endopeptidase activity. The record is from RefSeq and is a predicted model, not a curated record.
UGCUGCGAAAAUAUUAAACCGUGGGAGCAACCUGCCUGGACGGAGGACAAGGCAAGCAACACGCGUAGUAACCAACAGCAUCAGUUACAAUAUCAUUCGAGCUCUUCCUGUGCAGAGGAUGCUGACUGUGGGUGUGCUGCCGGUGCUGCUGCUGUGUGUGUUCGGCGGCAGCGGAGGCGGAAGCCACGUCCGGGCCACGUCCGUGCCGGAUGUCCCGGAGGAUGUGACGGCCGAGUUCUCCGUGCGGCUGUACCACCAGCUGCAGGCGGCGGUGGGGGACGAGAACAUCGUCUUCUCCCCGCUCAGCGUGGCCCUGGGUCUGGGCAUGGUGCAGCUGGGGGCCCGGGGGGCCUCGCUGGCCGAGAUCCGACACGCCAUGGGCUACAACGCCUUCAGAGAUGACGAGGAGCUGUCCCUGCUCCGCAACCUGACCCAGGCUCUGGCGGUGAGCGAGGAGCAGUACGUGCUGAAGCUGGCCAACUCCCUCUUCCUGCAGCAGGGCGUCCACUUCAACCCCGACUUCCUGCACCUGAUGAAGAAGUACUUCCGGGCCGAGGUGGAGACGGUGGACUUCAGCCAAUCGGCCGCUGUGGCCGAGCGCAUCAACAACUGGGUGGAGAACCACACCGAGAGUAAAAUUCGGGACCUGCUCUCGGCUGACGACUUCAGCAGUGUGACCCGGCUGACGCUGGUGAACGCUGUCUACUUCCGUGGCAGCUGGAAGAACCAGUUCAGGCCAGAGAACACGCGCACCUUCUCCUUCAGCAAGGACGACGGCAGCGAGGUCCAGACCCUGAUGAUGUACCAGCAGGGAGACUUCUACUACGGUGAGUUCAGCGACGGCAGCACGGAGGCGGGUGGCGUGUACCAGGUGCUGGAGAUGCCCUACGAGGGCGAGGACAUGGGCAUGAUGAUCGUGCUGCCCCGGCAGGAGGUGCCCCUGGCCACCCUGGAGCCCAUCAUUAAGGCCCCCCUGCUGGAGGAGUGGGCCAACAACGUCAAGCGCCAGAAGGUGGAGAUCUACCUGCCCAGGUUCAAGGUGGAGCAGAAGAUUGACCUGCGAGACACUCUGCAGGAGCUGGGCAUCAGGAAUAUUUUCAGCAAGGACGCCGAUCUCUCUGGCAUCACCACCGACAUGGCUGAUGGGAAGGAUCUGUUCAUCGGGAAGGCUGUCCAGAAGGCCUACCUGGAGGUGUCAGAGGAGGGGGCAGAGGGGGCCGCGGGAUCAGGGAUGAUUGCUCUGACGAGGAACCUAGUGCUGUACCCCCAGGUGAUGGCCGACCACCCGUUCUUCUUCAUCAUCAGAAGCAGGAAGACAGGGUCCAUUAUUUUUAUGGGUAGAGUCAUGAGCCCAGAAGUCAUCGAGUCCAACAUCCCAGACUUCGACUCAGUGUAAACACCUUCCUCAUAAACACCUAAUGAAUUCCACAUAACACCAUGAUUGUGUUGGAACUGUAAAGACAAGAGUCUCCACGACAACAGCACUCCACCACCUCCCAACACGAUGUCUCACGUGUCAUCAUCACUUUGCUGUGGUUUUUAAUAACCUCACAACAACAUUAUACACAAUAUACUCGAUAACACAAAUGAUUUUAAAAAAUGUGGUAGUGUUUUGAUACCGCAGGGUUUUACUGGUAGGAAAUGAAGAGCGCUGUAAAUAUAAUGGAUGAGUCGAAGUUCAGAGUGACCUUGAAGGGACGCUUCGCUUUUAUUGGGAAGGCGGAAUUUUACAACUCCCUUGCUGUUUAACAGUUGAUUUGACCAUGUUUUAAUUCGCCCAGGAUCCGGAUCUAGCAGUAGCACUUUCUGUUUUAGCUUUUCUAUCUAAUUUCAUCCAGUAACUUGUGGUUUUCGAGUAUUUUAGGGAAUAUUUGUUUUAUUAUGAUUGGAAAGUGUGAAAUGAGUGGGGUAGAGAGACAUAGGGGCUGUGGAAGAAAAUAGGAUUUGAGCCAGGCCGAAGUCGAACAUGGGCCUCCAUGGCCACCUGCCCGUAAAUGGUAUGGUUGCACUAAUACUGCGCCAAAAUACCCCCACAUUCAUCGACUUCUUUACCAAAUACUUAGUGCUACUGCCAGAUAAGGAGAGAGUACUGCCAAAUCUAAAGAGCAGCUGAAUGUAUUUGAAUAUUUUAAAACUCGACAGUUUAACUCUAAGGGAGUUGGAAAAUUAGCCCAAUUAAGUCGGGCGGUAACACUUCAUUUGACGCCAGUGUCAUAAACAUGUCAUUGCAGUGUCAUAAUAGUGACAUGGCACAACCUUGGGUUGUCUUUGCCAUAACCGAAUGUCACUUAAGGCCAACAGUCAUAAAAUGUUUCUGACAUGGACAUAAUGUUUAUGACUUAUCUAUGACUGUCAUGACACUGUUAUGACACUGUAAUGACAUGCUUAUGACACCGGCGUCAAGUAAAGUGUUACCGUCGGGGCUUGUCUCUUGAAGCAGGCAGGGAUGGAGCAGGACAUAAACAACAUAUCCACCAUGGGUUAACCUAACCUCCAUUACUGUGUUUCCGUAGUGAGCCUCAUAGGCCAGGUACACAUAAUAAUAAUAUUUAACACGGCAACUCAUCUCUCUCUCUUGUAUAUUUGCUACUGUGUCAGGUAGAGGAUUAUAGAUAUUUAUUGUGAAAAUAAUAAUGAACAGAUGUAAGCAGUAUUCUAUUUAAUCACUUUUUGGAAUCUAAUUAAAUUGAAAUUGGGAACACUCUCUAUCUCUCUCUCUCUCUCUCUCUCUCUCUCUCUCUCUCUCUCUCUCUCUCUCUCUCUCUCUCUCCAUAUAUUCCAUACUUCCUGAUGUUAUUGCUUUUAGUACAGUAAUACUACUGAUAUAUGCCUUAUGAGUUUGUGAUUGAGCAGGUAUCUGCAAGGUGUACAGGUCAGUAAGGAGGUUUCCAUGCCAAUGUGGCAUUUCAUGUACAGGGAUUUUCAAAAAGAACAACGAACACCAGCUGUAUUCACUCUUUUAAGAAAUAAAACAUG